Molecule: messenger RNA, 1543 nt
Organism: Rosa rugosa (rugosa rose)
Lineage: Eukaryota; Viridiplantae; Streptophyta; Magnoliopsida; Rosales; Rosaceae
Exons: 3
Coding region: 148-1284 (378 amino acids)
Cellular component (GO): cytosol
Molecular function (GO): protein-folding chaperone binding
Source: RefSeq, a predicted model, not a curated record
ACAAAACACAAAAUUCUUAGCUAUUUACCCAAAAGGAAAAAAGUAAAACUUUUGCGGAUAGAGUUACCCACUUGUAAUUUCUUUCUUUUGGUUCUCUUCGUUUCUUCUUCCAAUCUGCCUAUCUUUCAUGGUGGCCUGCUCCUACCCAUGCGAUCCGGUGUAGCCUCCGGAAUAGCCUCCAUUCGAAACCUCUACAGAGCAGCUUAUAGAUCCAUCACCAGAAAAUGGCAUAAAUAUAAGCAGAAACCGGCUUCCGAUGAAGAACCCAAAGCUGAUGAAGUCCACAAGGUUAUAGACAACAAUGUACCCGUUGAGGGGGAGGGCAAGGAUGGUUUAAUCCAAGACGAGAAAAGUAUGAAUGGAUUUCAAUAUCAAAGCUUUAGAUUCAACAGCCCAGGAAUGCGAGGAAAUGAUUCCGGUAGCGCUAGAUCUUCGAGCAGCUUCUUCAAGCACUCAAGCGUCGAUGGUUUAUUUAACAUGUCGUGUCAUAAUCUCACAAGAUGUGGUACACGAUCUGCGAGUCACACCCCUUCACGUUCUCAUCACAAAAAGAAGACUCGGAAAAGCUGUCCAGCCUCACCGGAAACCUCCAACUCAUCGGGGAGGAAAAGCUCAACCGACUCAACCAGUACCACGCCUCUCUCAAGAAGUGCACCUCUCUCCAAAAGCGGGCCUCUCUCGAAUUGUGAGAGCAGGAGAAGCACCACCAUCAUGUUUUCGCAGUCAUCCGGGAUGUUGAAACCCCCGGCCAUCGAGAAGCAGCUCGAGUGCACCUUGGAGGAGCUGUGCUUUGGAUGCAACAAGAAGAUGAAGGUUACGAGGGUUGUUGUCAAAGACACCGGGCAAAUGGCACAAGAAGAGGAAUUGGUAACGAUAAAUGUGAAGCCGGGAUGGAAGAAAGGAACGAAGAUUACAUUUGAAGGAUUGGGAAAUGAGAGACCUGGUGCAUACCCAGCUGACAUAAUUUUUGUGAUAGCUGAGAAGAGGCAUCAUUUGUUUGUAAGAGAAGGAGAUGACUUGGAGUUGACAGUAGAAAUCCCAUUGAUACAGGCCCUUACUGGUUGCACAAUUUCAAUUCCUCUUCUGGGUGGAGAAAAUACGACAUUGACAAUUGAAGACAUCAUAUUCCCCGGCUACGAAAAGACCAUUCCAGACCAAGGUAUGCCGAUCCCUAAGGUGGAAGGGAAGAGAGGAAAUCUGAAAGUCACGUUCCUGGUUGAGUUCCCUACUUCUCUAACACACGAGCAAAGAUCAGAUGUUCAUACUAUUUUAGAGGAAUGUUAAAUGAAAAAGUGCCUCUGUAAAGAGCUCUCAUGGCACAAUGUAUAGAACCCAAUACCUCAUGUAAAAGAUAGGUAGAAGCUCAAGGAGAUAGUUAUCACCCAAGAAAGAGUAGCUUGGGGUCUUGUAUAUUGCAGGGUAACAAACCCGAUGUUUCUAUACUAAACAGUGUUUAGAGCUUUAGAAAUGAGUACAAUGGCAGAAGCCCAGAUCGGAUGCUUGGAAAUAUUGAAAAACUUGUAACGUUUAUCGACAACUUAUA